Molecule: messenger RNA, 960 nt
Organism: Lepus europaeus (European hare)
Lineage: Eukaryota; Metazoa; Chordata; Mammalia; Lagomorpha; Leporidae
Product: olfactory receptor 52W1
Exons: 1
Coding region: 1-960 (319 amino acids)
Biological process (GO): G protein-coupled receptor signaling pathway
Cellular component (GO): membrane
Molecular function (GO): olfactory receptor activity
Source: RefSeq, a predicted model, not a curated record
AUGGCAGCAAGUCCACAGCCCAAUGCCACCUUCCUAUACCCAGACUUCAUACUGACUGGCAUUCCGGGGCUAGGGAGUAUCCAAGCCUGGCUGACAUUGGUCUUCGGGCCCAUGUAUGUGCUGGCCCUGCUGGGCAAUGGAGCACUGUUGGCAGUGGUGCGGACAGACUCCUCACUACAUCAGCCCAUGUUUCUACUCCUGGCCACACUGGCAGCCACAGACCUGGGUUUAGCCACAUCUAUAACUCCAGGAUUGCUGGUUGUGCUGUGGCGUGGGCCCCGACUCAUGCCAUAUGCUGCCUGCCUGGCCCAGAUGUUCUUUGUACAUGCACUGACUGCUAUGGAAUCUGGUGUGCUUCUGGCCAUGGCCUGUGAUCGUGCUGUGGCAAUAGGGCGUCCACUGCAUUACCCUAUCCUAGUUACUAAAGCUCGUGUAGGCUAUGUAGUCCUUGUACUGGCACUGAAAGCUGUAGCUAUUGUUGUACCUUUCCCUCUGCUGGUGGCACGAUUUGAACACUUCCGAGCAAAGACCAUAUGCCAUGCCUACUGUGCACACAUGGCAGUGGUAGAGCUGGUGGUGGGUAACACACAGGUCAAUAACUUGUAUGGGCUGGGACUUUCAUUGGCCGUGUCAGGUGUGGACAUUCUGGGCAUCACUGGGUCCUAUGGGCUUAUUGCUCACACUGUAUUACAGCUGCCCACACGGGAAGCCCGUACUAAGGCCUUUGGUACGUGUAGUUCUCACAUCUGUGUCAUUUUGGCCUUCUAUGUGCCUGGUCUCUUCUCCUACCUCACACACCGCUUUGGUCAUCAUACUGUCCCAAAACCCAUGCACAUCCUUCUCUCCAUCAUCUAUUUGCUUUUGCCACCUGCCCUCAACCCCCUCAUCUAUGGUGCCCGCACUAAGCAGAUCAGAGAUCGACUCCUGGAAAGCUUUACAUUCAGAAAAAGCCAUGUCUGA